Molecule: messenger RNA, 1227 nt
Organism: Carassius gibelio (silver crucian carp)
Lineage: Eukaryota; Metazoa; Chordata; Actinopteri; Cypriniformes; Cyprinidae
Product: transcription factor 24-like
Exons: 3
Coding region: 316-825 (169 amino acids)
Biological process (GO): developmental process; regulation of transcription by RNA polymerase II
Molecular function (GO): RNA polymerase II transcription regulatory region sequence-specific DNA binding; protein dimerization activity; DNA-binding transcription factor activity, RNA polymerase II-specific
Source: RefSeq, a predicted model, not a curated record
UAGAACGGCUCGAGCUGACAGAGUUUUAAAGGCUUUUGAUUAAUUGCACCGGAGUGAAACACUUGUCAGCUCUUUGUGUUCCCCGAUAAAUUAGAGGCUCAGGAGACUUUACGCAGUCAUUCAGGUGAGGAAGCUGCGUGUGCGCGGACAUAAAUGCACCUUAUAUAUUUUUUUUUUUACAACGAAAGGGACUAUUAAACAGGAUUUUUGCUGAGCUCUGGAGCUUUUCAUGCCUUGAUGUGUUUUUAAGACAACACUUUUAACAAUAAUACAGGUUAAGAAGUGAUUUCAGUGGUUGGAAGACAGUCGAUCUAUAUGGAUGGCAUUGUGACAGUUAGGGAUGACAGUCCCGCAUCAAGCCCUAACUCGAGCCCCAGUCCUGACACGCUCUCAGCGGACAGCCGGCGCGCAGAGGCCCUGUCCCGCUCCAGGGUGGUCCCGUCUAGUGUCCUCGGUGGCAGAGGAAGACCCGCGGCAACCAACGCAGCGCGCGAAAGGACUCGCGUGCAGACGCUCAGGCACGCUUUCCUCGAGCUACAGAGAACAUUGCCGUCGGUGCCCCCGGACACCAAACUCUCCAAACUCGACGUCUUGAUAUUGGCAACCACAUACAUAGCGCAUUUAACAAGAACCUUGCAAGAGGAAGGGAUGGAAGAGGACAACACAAAACAAACUGAAGCUUUGAACUCACUUAAGGGGGAUGGCUACUUACACCCUGUGAAAAAAUGGCCAAUGCGUUCCAGAUUAUAUGUCGGUGCCACUGGCCAGUUCCUGGAUAACUCAAAUGAAAAUCAAGAGGCAUCUUCGUCAUCCUCUCAAACAUAGAUCAUUUGCACAUAAGACUUUUGGAGGUAAUGAUAAAAAAUGAAGAAUAAAAAUAGAGUUGUCGUUUUAGUAAUUUUGUUGCAGUCUGUAAAAUUUAACAAAGUUGUUUUACGCGGCAAGUGAACCAGAUUCAUUGAAAGUAUUAUCAUUAUUGUGCCAUAUGACAACUGAGUAUUGUGCAUAUUAAUAUAAACAAAUGAUUUCAAAUAUGUAAAUAAGAUUAAAAUAUUAAACAAUGUGUUAUUUUUAUCCGUGGGUUUAUUUCUGUUUCUGCAGUUCUGUACUUGUACUUUAUCUGAAAUUCCGUGUUUUGGGUUCAGUUAUGCUUGAACUGUCGGCUGUGCACUUUCUGUUACAUUUGCACUAAAUGCAUGUGUGAAUAAUCUAAACAUUCGUCAUGUG